Molecule: messenger RNA, 762 nt
Organism: Puccinia graminis f. sp. tritici CRL 75-36-700-3
Lineage: Eukaryota; Fungi; Basidiomycota; Pucciniomycetes; Pucciniales; Pucciniaceae
Exons: 6
Coding region: 1-762 (253 amino acids)
Source: RefSeq, a predicted model, not a curated record
AUGAACUCAUUUUUGAUGAUGGCCUCCAUGAGUGUGCUUGUAUUCCUCCUCCUGUCGAACUCUUUUCAUUCGCUCGUUGAUGCCAAGUCCACCUCGUCCUCCAAAUCCGACUCUUCUUCUACCGGUUCUUCUUCUUCUUCUUCUUCUUCUUCUUCUGGAAAGAAGACGGGCGAAAUCUUCCCCUUCAGAAAAUACGAGGAUUUCCAAAUUUCCGAUGGGGUUGCGGGCCAGGCAUUCGAGAACGCAGGCAAAGUAUUUGUCGAGCCAUUCGCCGGAGUGCCAUUGGAAAAGAUCACCAAGGGAGACAUGGACAACUUGCUCAAGAUGGCUCGCGCGGCCAGACAGAACGAGUUGCUCUUCAACCAAGCCUUGAAAAAAGCUAAAGGCUCUAAUAAAAGCGCUUUGGCGGCUGGUAAGAUCGCCAAUAAAGUGCUCAAGUUGGUCGGUGAAAUCCAGGUGAUCGAAUUACAAAAAAAGUUGAAUAUCAAGCAAGUUGAUGUGCCCGCAAAGCUAGCAGAACACCAAAAGAAGUUAACGAAGAACACCAAAGUGGAUCGAAGCAAUAAGGGCAAGAAGAUGGUCUCGUAUCUUUCCACCUCUUCCUCUUCCUCUUCCUCUUCCUCAGGAUCAGGAUCAGGAUCGGGAUCAGGAACGGGAUCAGGCUCCGAGAAAACGAAGAGCAAAUCGAAGAACAAGACGAAGUCGAAGACGAAGCCGAAGAAGGAAGAGAAGGAGGAGACGAAAGCCAGCCCCGAAGACUAA